Messenger RNA from Lineus longissimus, 1267 nucleotides. RefSeq names its product ras-related C3 botulinum toxin substrate 1-like. The record is from RefSeq and is a predicted model, not a curated record. The transcript is spliced from 2 exons. Gene Ontology annotation, molecular function: protein kinase binding; GTPase activity; GTP binding. The coding region runs from base 415 to 999 and encodes 194 amino acids. Lineage: Eukaryota; Metazoa; Nemertea; Pilidiophora; Heteronemertea; Lineidae. Gene Ontology annotation, cellular component: cell projection; cytoplasmic vesicle; cytoskeleton. Gene Ontology annotation, biological process: cortical cytoskeleton organization; establishment or maintenance of cell polarity; small GTPase-mediated signal transduction.
AAUGAUCUCGUCUUUGUCCGAUUGACGAUGACGGCCAAAUCACACGAGGCUAACAACCGGAAUAGGAUAUCGUAGGCGGAUCAUGCUGUGUAAGCCCCAUUGAAUUUUCUAAUAAUUUUUCUUUUUUGAGACGCUAUCAUUCCAAUUCAAAUACUCUUCAUAAGCAGACGUUGAAAACAAGGAUCCAAUUUAAAUACUCUCCAUAAGCAGACGUUGAAAACAAGGAUCGUUUUGGUAGGUCUUAACACGCGCGGUUGCAAUAUUUAUGUGAGAGGCGCUGCCGAUCUGACGGAGGCAACACAGGCCGUGACCGACUGAGAGUGACAUUAUCGACAACUAAAGGAAUUCGCGCCUUGUCAUUUGAGAGGUCACCAUCACCUUGGAGAGUCGUCCUGACGUCGAAGCAACACUUCCAUGGAUCACAUCAAGUGUGUGGUGGUGGGAGACGGCGCUGUGGGGAAGACCUGCAUGCUGAUGACCUACGCCAACAACACAUUCAGCCAUGACUACAUCAUGACCGUGUUUGAUAACUACUCGGCCAAUAUCAUGGUGGACAACUCGCCGUGUUCACUGAACCUGUGGGACACAGCCGGCCAAGAAGACUACGACAGGCUGAGACCAUUAUCUUAUCCAAUGACGGAUGUGUUUCUAGUGUGUUUUUCCCUGAUCAGCCCCACCUCACUAGAAAACGUGCGCGUAAAGUGGUAUCCAGAAAUCCGUCACUACUCUCCGAACGUCCCAAUAGUUCUAAUCGGGACUAAAGAGGACCUGCGCGAGGAAAAUGACCUCAUCGAUGUAUUAUGUCAUCAGAAUAAGAAACCAAUCAGCAACGUGCAAGGGCUUGCUAUGGCCAAGACGAUAGGUGCUUACAGAUACAUUGAAUGCUUCGCAUUGACGCAGAAGAACUUGACCACUGUUUUCAACACGGCUGUGCAGGCUGCAAUGAAACCAGUGAAAUUGCAGACCAAUAAUGGAAAUAAGAAGUGUAGACUGUUAUGAUCCGUGGCUAAACAAGUCAAUGUUCCGGCUGUUAAAUUCCGUAUUCUUUAACCUCGGGUAAGGGGUGAUACUGGAGAGUUUGAGAUCCGCGAAUUAUAGCAAAAUUUAUACGUAUACUUAUAGACAUUCGGGUACUUUUGUUAGCACGCCGUUAGGGGGACCUGGAAUAAGUUUUUCCCUCACUAUAAGGACAUAUUCCCGGUUGUGGGGAUUAGGGCAGGUCCUCAUAACUAAGUUGCUUUAUAACGCGGAGGAAAUGGGGAGAUCG